Molecule: messenger RNA, 804 nt
Organism: Ricinus communis (castor bean)
Lineage: Eukaryota; Viridiplantae; Streptophyta; Magnoliopsida; Malpighiales; Euphorbiaceae
Exons: 1
Coding region: 1-804 (267 amino acids)
Molecular function (GO): nucleic acid binding; zinc ion binding
Source: RefSeq, a predicted model, not a curated record
AUGGUAAUUGCAAAUGAGAUGUGCAGUUAUGGAGAGAAUAUGGAAGACAUAAAGAUCGUGGAGAAGAUACUACGUUCACUCACUGAGAAGUGGAACUAUGUAGUGUGCUCUAUAGAAGAAUCAAAAGAUACCUCAAACCUUUCUGUAGAUGCUCUCCAGAGCUCAUUGCUUGUCCAUGAACAGAAGUUUAAGAAGGAAAAGGAUGUCGACAGUGAUGAGCAAGCACUUCAGGCAACUUAUGAAGAUAAGUUAAGUGGACGAGGACGAGGCAGACAUGCAUUCAGAGGAAGGGGUCAUGGUCGAAGUAGAGGAAGUCACUACAUGGAGCAUAUCAAAUGUUAUAAGUGUCACAAGCGCGGACACUUUCAAUCUGAGUGUCCUGAGUGGAAACUCGAAACUCAUUAUGCUGAAGAAGAGGAAGAGUUGUUGUUGAUUGCUACAACAGAAGCACCAGGGAAGAGCUUCGCGUCACCUGUUAUACACUCAAAAUAUAAGCAAGCCGCAACAAGCAGAAGCAGCAUUCCAACCAAGGAGCAUAUGGCGUUCAUGUCAUUUAAUCAGACAAACAGAAAGGAGGAUACUUGGUUCUUAGACUCGGGAUGUUCCAACCACAUGUCUGGAGAUAGCAAAUGGUUCUCAAAGUUGGACACUAUGUUCAACACCUCAGUCAAGCUUGGAAAUGAUACACGAAUGAAGGUUACAGGCAAAGGUAACAUUCAUGUUAGGUUAAAUGGUAAAUCUCAUAUAAUCUGUGACGUAUACUAUAUUCCUGAGCUAGGAAAUAAUCUUCUUAGUCUUGGAUAA